Molecule: messenger RNA, 243 nt
Organism: Cinara cedri
Lineage: Eukaryota; Metazoa; Arthropoda; Insecta; Hemiptera; Aphididae
Source: the annotation of a GenBank genome assembly
AUGAAUCUUAAAAAUUUGGAAGAAUCUAAUAGUGAACUGCUGAAAAGCAUGGAUAUAUUUAGAAAAAUUGAAGAUAUUUUAGCAAAUAUUCCUGGUCCAAAUGGUAAAAAAGUUAAAGAAAAAUUUAUGUAUUUAAUUGAAAAAAAUGAAGAGUAUAAAGCUUUAAAGUCUUACUAUGAAGUCAUGCCAGAUAAAACAAAUGUUAAUUUAGAUAUAACGCCUACUUUAUUAAAUUAUUUUUAA